Messenger RNA from Ailuropoda melanoleuca (giant panda), 2388 nucleotides. It is a transcript of the gene FERRY3, whose product is annotated as FERRY endosomal RAB5 effector complex subunit 3. The record is from RefSeq and is a predicted model, not a curated record. The coding region runs from base 272 to 1930 and encodes 552 amino acids. The transcript is spliced from 14 exons. Gene Ontology annotation, biological process: regulation of mast cell degranulation. Lineage: Eukaryota; Metazoa; Chordata; Mammalia; Carnivora; Ursidae. Gene Ontology annotation, cellular component: cytoplasm.
CCGAGUUUGUGCUUUGCCUUUUUACUUUCGCCACGACAGUGAAUUUCCUUUUUUUUUUUUUUUCUUUUUGCACCUUCCCUGAAAUUCAUAAUAACAGUAGAAAUACACCUUCUUACAUUUUUUAAAUGAUCAAAUUGAGACAGGAUGGAAAAAGGGGGCACUUAGACCGAGGAAUUUUCUACAGAGUGCCGGGAAAGAGGAAAAGGUAUGGGCGAAUCUGCUGAAGUGGAUCUGUUGGCUGUAAAAACAAGCGGAAAUCCUGCCAAAGAAGAUGAAGAAAAGCAGAGAAAGAUUCUGCAACAGAGAGAGGGAAUUUGUAUAUAAAUUCAAAGUAGGAAGUCAGUGCUUAGAACUGAGGGUGCCCCUCAAAUUUCCUGUUCAAGAGAAUGCCAGUCAUUUACAUGGGCGUCUGAUGCUGCUGCACAGUUUACCAUGCUUUAUAGAAAAAGACUUAAAAGAAGCUCUGAGCCGGUUUAUAGAAGAAGAAUCCCUCAGAGAUUAUGACAGAGAUGCCGAAGCAUCCCUGGAAGCUGUGAAAUCAGGUGAAGUAGAUUUACAUCAACUGGCCAGUUCAUGGGCCAAAGCUUAUGCUGAGACCACGUUAGAGCACGCAAGGCCUGAAGAGCCCAGCUGGGAUGAAGAUUUUGCAGAUGUGUACCAUGACCUAAUCCAUUCUCCGGCCUCUGAAACUCUCCUAAAUUUGGAACAUAAUUACUUUGUUAGUAUCUCAGAACUGAUUGGCGAAAGAGAUGUGGAGCUGAAAAAAUUACGAGAGAGACAAGGUAUUGAAAUGGAAAAAGUGAUGCAGGAAUUGGGAAAAUCACUGACAGAUCAAGAUGUAAAUUCACUGGCUGCUCAGCAUUUUGAAUCCCAGCAAGACUUAGAAAAUAAAUGGUCAAAUGAAUUAAAACAGUCAACUGCCAUCCAAAAGCAAGAAUAUCAGGAAUGGGUGAUAAAACUUCAUCAAGACCUAAAAAACCCUAACAACAGCUCCCUCAGUGAGGAAAUUAAAGUUCAACCAAGUCAGUUCAGAGAAUCUGUAGAAGCAAAUGGAAGGAUUUAUGAGGAGCAGAGAAAGUUGGAAGAAAGUUUUACCAUUCACUUAGGAGCCCAGUUGAAGACCAUGCAUAAUUUGAGAUUGCUGAGAGCAGAUAUGCUGGACUUCUGUAAGCACAAAAGAAAUCAUCGAAGUGGCGUGAAACUCCAUCGACUCCAGACUGCCCUAUCGCUUUAUUCUACGUCUCUGUGUGGCCUGGUUUUACUAGUAGAUAAUCGAAUCAAUUCGUAUAGUGGCAUUAAAAGAGAUUUUGCCACAGUUUGCCAAGAAUGUACUGACUUCCAUUUUCCCCGAAUUGAAGAGCAGCUGGAAGUUGUCCAGCAGGUGGUACUUUAUGCUAGAACCCAACGAAGGAGUAAGUUGAAAGAAUCACAUGAUUCUGGAAACCGAAAUGGAGGAAGUGACGAUAAGGCUAAAAAUGCUGACAGAAACUAUUUAAAUAUUUUACCUGGAGAAUUUUACAUUACACGGCAUUCUAAUCUCUCAGAAAUACAUGUUGCUUUCCACCUUUGUGUGGAUGACAAUGUGAAAUCGGGAAACAUCACUGCUCGAGAUCCUGCCAUUAUGGGACUCCGAAAUAUACUCAAAGUUUGCUGUACCCAUGACAUCACAACAAUAAGCAUACCUCUCUUGCUGGUGCAUGAUAUGUCAGAGGAAAUGACUAUACCAUGGUGCUUAAGGAGAGCAGAACUUGUGUUUAAGUGUGUCAAAGGUUUCAUGAUGGAAAUGGCCUCAUGGGAUGGAGGAAUUUCCAGGACAGUGCAAUUUCUGGUACCACAGAGUAUUUCUGAAGAAAUGUUUUAUCAACUUAGUAACAUGCUCCCCCAGAUCUUCCGAGUAUCGUCAACACUUACUCUGACAUCCAAGCACUAAACCCUUAGAGACUGACACGUUGGCAGAAGACGACUGUUAAACUUUCCAGGAACUUGAGCUGUGCUGGGAUUCUGUCAAGCAAAAGACGCCCAGAAAGAGAACUUGUAAUCCAAGCCACAAAUCAAAUCAUGAUGUAUGUCUGUGAAACCUUCCAAAAAUUCAUAUACCAUAAAGUCUAGUGAUCAGCCUUUUACUUAUACAUUUAUUCUUAAAAUUUCUCUAAGAAAAAAUCUUUUUUUCUACUGUUAUGCCCUGUCUGUGAAUAUGAGUGGUUAAAACGUCCUCUAUAUCAUACCUGGACACUUGAUAUAGGAGAUUGUUAAUUGCAUUUUGUGGAGACAUUUGACUUUUCCAAAAGGUUUGAAUCAUAUCAAGUGUAAGACUUAAUUAACCAUAAAAAUAAAAUCUUUCCUUUACCUUAUUUGCCAAGCAAAAAUUAAAAGGCACUGAGAUAUACA